Molecule: messenger RNA, 2106 nt
Organism: Penicillium subrubescens
Lineage: Eukaryota; Fungi; Ascomycota; Eurotiomycetes; Eurotiales; Aspergillaceae
Exons: 1
Coding region: 1-2106 (701 amino acids)
Source: RefSeq, a predicted model, not a curated record
AUGUCUGGACACAUUUCAUCCGAUCACUCUCGCUCAGCCUCACGAUCCUCCCAAACCCCUCGUUUGUCCCAGGGACAGGCUUUUGAGCCUAUGCCUCGCCAGUCCUUCGGUCGCAACUCCCGUGUCUCCAAUCCUAAUGUCUUCUCCGACGAAUACUCAUUAGAGCCCAUCGAUACCGACGAUCAAAUCGAACGAGCUCCCUCUCCCGCCUCUGUCUCUUCCUCCACCACGCUUCGCUCUAUUCACCACCCGCAUAAAACCGUCAGUCAGGCCACGACGGAGAAUGAAAACCCAUUCGGCGAUGAUGCCCGAGUCUCCUUUGAGGAAGCCCGUCGAUCGAGUCUUCCUCAGAAGGGCAUGGGCGGUUUCUCCACGAAUCGUGGCUCGGUCGCUUCGGUCAACAACAGCCCUUUUGCCGUCCAGCGAAACCAGAGCGUCUCAUCUCGAUUCUCGAUACCCCGCGCCAUGAGCCCCUACUCCGGAGCGACCGGACCAAGCCAUCCUUACGCCAUGUACCCCCAAGUUGGAGUAAGUCGUUCACCGAGUGUUGGAAGUACCUCGACCAUUCGCCAGCACGAUCGCCCGCUAGGUGAAUCGAGCGGUCCUCAACAUCCUUACGCUAUGUAUCCGCAAAACGUCGUCGAGGAAGGGAUGGAUGACGAUAUAAUUCCUGUUGGCUUCCCUGGUCACAACCCACCUUACCAGCCGCCCCCGGGCCGUCGGGAUAACGACGUGGGCGAUAUCAUUGGAGCAGAUGGGCACGCGGAGCCAUUACCACCCUAUUCACGCUAUCCGACAGGGGCGGUCCCGAAGCCUCCGGGUGUCGAGACCAUAGCCGACAUGCACACUCCAGAGACGCAACAACUCCAUUCGAUCUCAAGAGACCAACCGCAACCAGUUUCGGAAACUUCAACGAGGCCUCUGGUCCCCCUGUCUUCCGGAGGUACUACGGCUGUGGACUAUAACGACGAUGACGACCAUAGGGAGCGCAGGGCUCCCAUUACGGGCAUCAUGGCGUUCGAGGAGAAACUAAAACAGAAAGGCAAGAAGACUGCAUGCUGCGGUAUGCCUGUCUGGACCAUUGUUCUUGUCGCGACCGUGAUGUUGAUCGGCGGAUCCAUUGGAGGCGCUAUUGGGGGUGUGAUUGGCGGCAAGAGAGCAGCCGAGCAUGAUCGAAAAGCGGCCCAGUCAAAUGGCCCGCAGAUUGUGACUGUGACCGCAACACCGCAGAUGGACUACUCGACAAUGACGAGUACUCCGACAAAUCUCAAGUCGGUGCCAACGGGCCAUUAUUUCGUCCCUGCUCAACUGCAAAACUCUUCGCGAAUGUGUGUUGAGGAUAGUCAGUUCAGACAUGCUUGGGGUUGCAUGGACAAGCCGACCAAUUUCGAUGUUGUUGUUGGCGGGGAUCGUGGCCACCACUCCAUAAUCUUCAGCAGUACUGGCCCUACUUCCACGUUUACAUAUGGCGCUCAGCCUCCAAUCCUUCCAACCCCUACCCAAUCUCUGGGGUUCGCCAUCGACACCAGCGACACCGGCUUGGGACCUGCUCUCUUUUUCUUCGCCAAAUUCGACAAGCUGGUCAUUGUACCUGAAUCACAAUUCCAGUCGUCGAGCUCUGUUUCAGCACGGUCAAUCGUCGGGGAUGCCUCGUUCUUGGAUAGCCUUCAUCGCAUGCAAACAGCCAAACCCGGCGAUAAGCCCUGGUUCUGCUAUUGGAACCAAACGAUGAUGGAAUUCUUCAUCUACGUCAACCAGACGACUGCGGAGGGCUCGAGCACCACCACUACAACCGCUACCGACAUGGGAGCCAGCACAGCCACUGCUCAAUCCAAUAAACGUGGAGAUACAGUUCUUGACUAUCCACGAAAGAUCAAGAUCGAAGAACGACGCGACUUCGCCGGAGCUCGACCACCUUACUGCCAGCAGAUGCAAGUGGGGUCUGAUGGCCAUAUUGUUGCUAUUCAAAGUCAGGUCAUUAACAUCAAGGAGCGGGAGCCCACCCCGACGACUACCUACAUCAACACGAGUGGUGGCUCCUCGCAGACGUACACGGCAAAGGCACAGUUUGCAACACCGUGUUAUUGUCUUUCUACGACUGAUUAG